Messenger RNA from Nasonia vitripennis (jewel wasp), 3741 nucleotides. RefSeq lists its product as uncharacterized. NCBI's taxonomy places the organism in Eukaryota, Metazoa, Arthropoda, Insecta, Hymenoptera, Pteromalidae. The transcript has 2 exons. The record is from RefSeq and is a predicted model, not a curated record. Bases 1759 to 3165 code for a protein of 468 amino acids.
AAAAUGUUUUGUAUAGACUUUUUACCUUGAUAAUCAUCAAAUUAUUUGUUUAUUUCUGCAAUUUUCCUUUAAUUUAUCUACAUCUGAAACUUUUACUAAUGUAUAAAGAUUUUCAUGAAUUUCGGACGUUAUUAUAACCUCUGAUUACUGAAUUUUCACAUUUAUUUACUCUAAUAACACUCGUGAUAAACAGAUUUACCGUAUCUCAUCACUGGGAAAUCUGUGAAAGGUCAAAUCAGGAUUUUUUGCCUUCGAUGUUCCACAAUCGGUGUAGACACAAAGUGCACGUGGAGGCGACAUGCUGACCACGAAAUCUUCUUCGCUAAACACGAUAAACCUAUCCAAAAAAAUCUCACGAAACUAGAACGAUGUACUUCCCUAUUCACUACUAUUAUUUAUCGCUAUUUGUUGCAAAAAAAAUCUGUAAACUGUCGACUACAAUGACCAACAAACACAGAGACUGCGGUAAAGCUCUCUUCGCGCUGUUUACACAGCAGGAUCGAGCGGGAAACUGACAGGAGCUGCGUUUUCGCGGUUUUUUCCUAGUCAGAAAAAUAUGGUUGUCGCAACCAAUACUUUUGUAAAACCUCCUUACACACUCAUUAUUCAUUUUCUUGUCAUUUAUUUACUUUCAUUAUUGUUAAAAAGUAUAUUUUACAUAAUAUACUGCAUGAAUGAUGAAUCGUCUGCUUGUGCGUGCUCAUAUGCGCGCCAAGCUGUAGGAAACUCAUAGGUGGCGCCGCCGAGCGGUUGGGUAACAGAACUAACGGCCUGUUACCCAAGCUUUCGUCCCCCCAUUUUAACCCAGAACCGUUCUUCUAUAGGAAGUCUAUAUUCGUUGUCUAUACAUUACCCGUCAUUAUCUAUAUACAUACUACAUUGAGCAACCGGCAUCCAUCUCCAAAUGUUAUAGUUACACGUUGAAAUUGAACGAAAUUUAUUAAUAGUGAGUUGUAAAAAAUUUCGAAAAUUUUCAUAUACUCAAAUUUAGCAUAAUCAAAUCACAUAAUGCUUAUGGUAAAUUUUACAAUUAUUAAUCAAUCACAAAAAAUAUAUAGAAAACUAUAUAAUAAUAUAAAUAUUUCUAUAAUAUUUAUUGGUUGUCUUGUCCAGUGACAAGAGACUAAAAUUAUACUUAAGGCUAAGCUAUACUUACUAUAGGCAAAAAAAGUAAGUGGCUACAGAUAGACUACUAACUAAUAAGUACAAGAAUUUCAAAAUUCAAUUUUUAUAUCUAUGAUUUUGGUAACACUGACUUAUUUGUCAAAUCAUCGCAAUACGUGUUAUUACACGGUCAACCCGGUCAAGCGUCAAGAUAUAUAUAUUGGUGUCAACUCAUAUCCGACGACAGACGAAUGACCGAAUUCGACUUCCAUGGUCCAUUCCACGCGAUAUAAGCGCAUAUUAUUAAUUAUAUCCAUUGUUUAGUUUUCGAGAUUAGUUUUUGUUUACAUAUCUACGGCCUUAUUAUAACGUAGAAUCUAGUAUGUAUGUACAUACAUAUAUACCUAUGUGUAUGUGCGUGUUCAUCGACUACAAAUCGACUACAAAAUAAAGUCUUCAAAUGUAAAUUCUUUUGAAUUUAGUGUUUGAGAUAUAAAAAAAAUAUAUACUUAUAUUAAAUAUAUUCAUCUUAUGGACUGAGCAUGUUCUUACAAGAUUAAAUAUUUUUCAACGCUUAAUUUCCUUUAAAAAAUCCACAAGUGUAUAUAUAUAUAUAUGUAUAUAUAAUAAUAAAGUUUGGUUAGAGACUGAAAGAUGAUGGAACGUCCAAAAGUAAGAUUUUGCCAAAGUCAUGAAUUAACUGUUGAUCAAAGCGAUCAUAAAGACAAAGAAAGAAGAAACUUUAUACCUAGCAAAGGAAGAGUCAAAGUCAAAAGUAUUGUGCCUACAAAUUUUCCAAUCAAAGUAUUAGACAAUGGUCAGCGUGUAAUAAACAAACAUAAUAUUCAAGGAUUAGAUGCAGAACAAUUGAUAAAUUCUGAACAUAUACCUUCUAUUUAUGUAUCAGAAGAAUCCAAAGGAUGCAGUCCAUUAACACAAAUUGAUUCUUACAAACCAAGCAUUACAAAUGAAUCAGAAAUGUCAUUUUAUGAUGUACAAAGUUGUAUAGAAGAAAUACAAAAAAUGAGUAUAGAAGAAUCUCAUAGUAAUUUAAAGGGCGAUGUGUUAAAGGCCACUGUUUCUAUUGAAACCUUGACUGAGCAUCGUAAAGAUAACGACGUAGAAUUUAUCGAAGUUGUUAAUACAUCUAAUGAUACAAAAGUAAAACAAAAUAGCAAAGAAUAUAAAAUUUCAAGUAAUAAGCCAAAACUCAAUUUUAAUAGUGGAAGUAAUUUUGGCAAAUCAAACAUGAGUAAAAUUACUGAAAAAGAAAAUAAGGAAAAUUGUUUUGAGCAUGUCUCAGUUAGAUCCGUUCCAAAUAAAUCGCUACCAGUAUCUAAUAAAAUUUUACAAGAAGCAACUAAUGCAUACAAUAAGGUACCUACUGGUGCGACUGCCAAGAAAAUUGGAAGUAAAUCAGCAAAACCAAUGCAGCUUAUGCCUUGUGCAAAAUUCAAGCUUGCUCAUUCAAGCAACAAGAAUAACAUAAUUAAUAAAAAGUCACAAACACAAGUAAAAAAGAGUACUGUGUUUCACGUUAUGGGAAAUAAUAACAAUGUCUCUGUAGAAGCAGGAAUGUUACACAAUAAUAAUUCUCAUGCAAACAUUGUUCAUAAAGAUAGAGGAAUACUAUCUACGGAUUUACUGUCUCGUCCAGAAUAUAAUUCAAUGAUUGCUGUGAUGAAGAGAUUAAAAGAUAUUGAAAAAGAAAAAUUAGUCAAAGAUAUUGAACAUUUACCAAAAACAUAUCAAAAUUUUGUGUCUGAAAAGGUAACAGCUGCAUUAAAUUUUUCUCCAUACGAGGCUGUGUAUAAAGACUUGAUAGAUUUAUCGAUAGACGACGAUAAACUUCCUACUGGACUUAUGCGUAGUAAAGAUCCAGAACCUAGAGAUAAAGAUAUUGUGCCUAAGCUAUCUGAUUUUUAUAAUCCAAAAUGUACUGAACAGUACUUCACAGCAGUCACCCCAAAACCUUUAAAUCCAAUUAAUUUAAAUACUUUUAAUGCUUUUACAAUAAGUAACAAAGUAAGCACGUGGAAAAUUUGCAGGGAUAAUUUUUAAAAACUCUAAAGAAUACAAUAAGGGUAAACAUUCUUUGUACAGCAAUUUUUACACUUGGAUUGUUAGUUAGUUCUUUAUAUAACACAAUUUAUUAGAGAACUGAAAACUGUAUGUACAAAUAUAUGAAAUAAUUUUUUGAAAUUUUGACUAAUAAAAAUAACAUACAUACAUAUAUAAAUAUAUAUUAUUUUACAUAAAAUCUAUGAUAAGUAAUAAUACAUAUUAAAGGGUGAAAAAGUAACGUCGCUGUAUUGAACCAUAUUAUUGAUGCAUAAUAUCUGUACAAUGCACACAAAUUUAAUUCAGUAAAUCAAUUCGUAAAUCGAUUCAAAUUUUUAUCGUAGUCAUCAUCAUAGUCAUCUUUGAAGGGAUUAUUUUUGUCAUCAUCAUCUUCCUCUGCAAAUGGAUUUUUUGACUCAUCAUAAUCUUCUAUGAAAGGAUUAGAUGGUACAAUUGGUGUUUUAGGUGGAAUGAAUGCUUUUUCAGCUGGAGAAGAUUUUGGUGUUGGGUUAUUAAUAAUUCUGGCUUCACGGAUUGGUACAGGAGAUUCUUUUCUUGUACUAUUUUGCGGUGUUG